Messenger RNA from Malus domestica (apple), 1219 nucleotides. RefSeq names its product NDR1/HIN1-like protein 3. Gene Ontology annotation, biological process: defense response to other organism. Gene Ontology annotation, cellular component: plasma membrane; plasmodesma. The record is from RefSeq and is a predicted model, not a curated record. NCBI's taxonomy places the organism in Eukaryota, Viridiplantae, Streptophyta, Magnoliopsida, Rosales, Rosaceae.
CAUGCAAAAUGUCCGGUUAGCAGGCCUUCUCGUCUUGGUGGUUAAAUUUUGCGGGUUGGUGUUUGCCGGAAGAUCAACGAAAUAGAAAAGAAUAUUUUUGCACUUCGUUUAAAAUUUAAAUUAAUUCAAAAUCUGUCCCUUGGAUCUCUAUCAGCUAUGGGUUCUAAACAAUGUUGUUGCUGCCGCUGCCUCCUUUUCUUGGGUCUUUUCUUCAUCGGCAUCGCUGUUCUGUUCGUGUUUCGGGAUAAACUAGGCCCUUCGUUAGAAGCGAGCUACAAGGUGACUGAUGCCGUGUUGACGCAGUUUGGUACGGGGUCUGGAAAAACCCUCGAAUACAACCUAGUUGCCAACAUAACCGUCGAAAAUCGUGAAAAAAAUUUUGACUACAAGUAUGACAAAUUUGAAGCUGUUGCUACUUAUGAUGACAAGGAUUUAAGUGCAGUUAGUUUGAGCACAUUCGAUGUAGCCAGCACGAAGACAAGUGCAGUGACUCCACUAGUGUUCAAGGGGCAGAAGUCUCUUAAGGGCGAUGUGGCUUCAAAAAUUAAGGGUGGUACGAGUUUUGAUAUCGUUUUGAAGAUCAAAAUUAAGGUUCUGUCCAGGUUUACUAAGGUAGAUAUUUUUAACGAGUAUAAGGUGGAAUGCAAGUUGAAGGUUCCUUUGGUAAAUUCCAAGGGAAAAUCUUCUGACAAAUUUGAGAGUACCGAUUGCGAAAAGGUUUCUGGAAGCACUAGUAAAGGAAUAAAGAUGUAAUUUGUAGAUUGGAGUCAUCGAGGACCACGUAUAAAAGAUUGGGUAGAGAAUUUUUUCCAUCAGCAUUUGAGAACUGAUUUCUGGUCUUUUGUGGUUUCAAUGGAAAAUCCAAGUGACAAUGGCAAGAUCUUCCACUAAGGUAGGAUAUGGAGCCCGGACACAAUGUUACAACGGCAGAAAUGACUUGGGUUUUCGACAAUUAUUUCGCAGUUUUCAUGUGUUUCUUCCCAAAGUUGAAGGCUCUGAUCGUGACAACGUCUUCCCUAUCUUUGUGCUAUACAUGUACCUCUCCCUCGAUCAGGCUUAUGUACUUCAAGGCUCGUUGUUCUCUUCUGAUAAAGAGUAUAGAAAUAUUUUACUAUUCUCUCUAAAGUUUAUAUUCUUAAAAACAAUUAUUUUUAGCUACAUAUGACACUUGUACAUUUCACAACAUUUUAUUUUAUCUCAUGCACUCCAUUUUGUUUAA